AUGAAGCUGAAGGACUCAUUACUUGCUUCUCACAGUCAACAGGAGAACUGCUCAGGUUGGCUUGAAAGCAAAAAAGAUUCCCUGACCAUUACAAAUCCAGGCUCCAAAAUGAUCCAAGCUCUCUUGGUAACUAUAUGCUUAGUGCUUUUUCCAUAUCAAGGGAGUGCUACAAUCUUGGAAUCCGGGAAGGUUAAGGAUUAUGAAGUAGUGUAUCCACAAAAAGUCCCUGCAUUGCCCAAAGGAGGAGUUCAGCGGCAAAAGUAUGAAGAUAUCAUGCAAUAUGAAUUUAAAGUGAAUGGAGAACCAGUGGUCCUUCACCUACAAAAAAAUGUACGACUUUUUUCCAAAGAUUACACUGAGACUCAUUAUUCCCCUGAUGGCAGAGAAAUUACAACAAGCCCUCCAGUUGAGGAUCACUGCUAUUAUCAUGGUUACAUCAAGAGUGAUCGGGACUCAACUGCAGCCAUCAGUGCAUGUGAAGGAUUGAAUGGGUAUUUCGAGCAUCAAGGUGAGAUGUACCUUAUUGAACCCCUGAAGACUUCUGAUAAUGAAGCACAUGCAGUCUUCAAAUAUGAAAGUUUGGAAAAAGAGGAUGAGACCCCUAAAACCUGUGGGGUAACCCACUCUACUUGGAAAUCAGAUGAGCCUAUCAAAAAGACCUCUAGGACAUCCGCUACUCCUGAAGAAAAAAAUGAAUACUUGCAGGCUGAAAAACAUGUUGAGCUUUACAUGGUUGUGGACAAUAUAAUGUUCAGGAAGUACGACCGCAACUUCAUAACUCUAAGGGAAAGAGUAUUUGAAAUACUCAACCAUGCAAAUAGGUUUUUCAAACCUUUGAAUAUUUAUGUAGCAUUGAUUGGUCUAGAAAUUUGGUCUGAUGAAGAUAAGAUUACAAUCAAUGCAUCAUCGAGGCACACUUUGAUGUCCUUUGCAACAUGGAGACAGUCAGUUCUACUGAAGCGCAAAAUGAAUGAUAAUGCUCAAUUACUCACGGGUAUGGUCUUUGAGCACGGAACAUUAGGAUUAGCUUACACAGGUGGCAUGUGUGAUUCUUUCAGUUCUGUAGCAUUAAUUCAGGAUAACACCCUGUAUGCAAUUUUAACUGCGGGUACAAUGACCCAUGAGAUGGGUCAUAAUCUUGGCAUGGACCAUGACAAGAAUUUCUGUACUUGCAAUAAGCGACCAUGCAUUAUGAAUCCCUAUGACAGCUUUGACCCUCCCCGUGAGUUCACCUCUUGCAGUCUGUGGGAUUAUCAGUAUUAUCUCACGGCACGAGAUGCACAAUGCAUUCUCAAUGACCCCUUGAGCACAGAUAUUGUUACAACUACCGUUUGUGGGAAUGGCUUUGUGGAAGCAGGAGAAGAUUGUGAUUGUGGAGAUCCAGAGCAAUGUGAAAACGAGUGCUGUGAUGCUGCAACAUGUAAACUGAACCCUGGGGCAAAGUGUGCAGAAGGGGCAUGUUGUGAGAAAUGCCAGUUCAAGAAAGCAGGAGAAGUGUGCCGGGCAACAAAGGAUGACUGUGACUUGCCUGAACAUUGCACUGGCCAAACUGCGGAGUGUCCCGUAGAUCACUUCCACAAGAAUGGACACCCAUGCCGAAACAACUUGGGUUACUGCAUCAAGGGGAUUUGUCCCACAUUGGCUGACCAAUGUAUUGCUCUCUUUGGACCAGAUGCAAAAGUGGCUCCAGAUGAAUGUUUUGAGAAUAACCAGAAAGGAGAUGAUAUUAACUACUGCAAAAAACAAAAUGAAACAAAAAUUCCAUGUGAACCACAGGAUGUAAAAUGUGGGAGAUUAUACUGCACAGUUGAUUCAACUGAUGAGAAUUCAUGUAAAUACCACUUUUCAAAAGGAAACCCAAAUAAUGGAAUGGUUUAUAUUGGAACAAAGUGUGCAGAAGGAAAGGUAUGUGACUUUGAGAAAUGUGAUGACUUAGAGACAGUCUUUGGACCAACCAUGUAG
Thamnophis elegans (Western terrestrial garter snake) is the source of this 1962-nucleotide messenger RNA. RefSeq names its product zinc metalloproteinase-disintegrin-like NaMP. The record is from RefSeq and is a predicted model, not a curated record. Gene Ontology annotation, cellular component: plasma membrane. Gene Ontology annotation, biological process: proteolysis. Gene Ontology annotation, molecular function: metalloendopeptidase activity. NCBI's taxonomy places the organism in Eukaryota, Metazoa, Chordata, Lepidosauria, Squamata, Natricidae.